This is a messenger RNA of Coffea eugenioides, 1422 nucleotides long. RefSeq lists its product as uncharacterized. Bases 1 to 1422 code for a protein of 473 amino acids. Gene Ontology annotation, molecular function: transposase activity; DNA binding. The transcript has 2 exons. Gene Ontology annotation, biological process: DNA transposition. NCBI's taxonomy places the organism in Eukaryota, Viridiplantae, Streptophyta, Magnoliopsida, Gentianales, Rubiaceae. The record is from RefSeq and is a predicted model, not a curated record.
AUGACUGAUAUGACUGAUGAUGAUGAUAAUGAGUUCCAUGAAAAUGUAGAUGACACUGCAGAAUGGUUAGGUGUAGAUCACCAUAAGACUGAUGUGCAAAAUAAGACAACCGAAAUUGAAAAAGAUGACAGUUUGGUGAUGCCUGAAGAUAUAGAUGUUGCCCCUGAUUUUGAAUCUGAUUUUGAGACUGUCCUUGAAUCAUAUGAAGAAAUAAAUAGGAGUGAAAAUGUUGUGUUCAACCCAAAAGACAUGGAUAAUCCACAGUUGAAAUUACAAAUGUUAUUCAGUAGUAUAAAAGAAUGCAAGUUGGCUGUGACUAAUUAUAGUAUUAGACAAGGUAGGCCAUGUAAAUUUGUGAAGCAUGAUAGAUUAAGAGUGAGGGCUAAGUGUAGAAGUGAAGGCUGCCAUUGGGAAAUUUAUGCAAGAAAAUUGGCAGAUGAGGGUAGUGUGCAAAUCAAGACAAUUGAGGACACUCAUACAUGUGGUUUUACCUAUGACAAUCCACUAGUAAAUUCUGGAUGGGUUGGUAGAAAAUAUGCUGAGGAGUUUAGGACUAAUCCAAAGGUGAAUAUGAAGCACUUUAGGAAGACAGUAAUAAGGGAAAAUAAGUGCUCUUUCUCCAAAAAACAAACAUAUAGAGCUAGAAAUAGGGCUUUCAAGAUUAUUCAUGACAGUGAAAGUGAUCAAUAUGGCAAGUUGGGAGCAUACAUGAAUGAAAUUCAGAAAUCCAACCCUGGUAGCUCCAUUAUUUUGAAGACUGUGGAUGAAUCUACAAGCACAACAACACAACAACAGAGGUUCCAAAGGCUGUAUGUGUGUUUCAAUGGAGUGAAACAAGGAUUUUUAAAUGGGUUAGUUGGGGAAAUUCUAUUGAUAGCUGUUGGAUUCGAUGCUAACAACAGCAUCUAUCCAGUUGCAUAUGCCAUAGCAGAGGGAGAAAACAAAGAAUCUUGGGCAUGGUUCUUUAAAUUGCUGAAGGAAGAUUUAAAGAUAGAGAGGGAUUAUGAGCUAACAAUCAUGAGUGACAAGCAAAAAGGCCUAAUUCAGGUCUGUGACCUUGUUUUCCCAAAUGCAGCUCACAGGUUUUGCGUGAAACACAUGCAUGCAAACUUUUCAAGUGCUGGAUUCAAAGGAGAAGCUCUCAGAAAAGCGUUAUGGACUGCUGCAAAGGCAACUACACCAACUGAAUUUUUCAGCAAAAUGGAGGAAAUGGCAGCAAUUGACAUUGAUGCAGCUAGGUGGUUUGAUGAUAAAGCCCCAGCUCAAUGGAGUAGAGCCUUUUUUAGCACUUAUCCAAAAUGUGAUAUUUUAUUGAAUAAUCUGUGUGAGUGCUUUAACAGCAAAAUAGUCGAUGCUAGGGAGAAACCAAUCAUUGAAAUAAUGGAAUUGUUGAGGCUAUAUCUGAUGCAAAGGAUGCAGUAA